AAUCGCUUGUUUUCCACACUCAAAUGCCCAAAGAUUAGUAUAUGCCAUACCACACAAUGAAACUGUAAUAUGAACAGAAUUAACAUGCACCAUUUAAAAUUGGCCACAUCCAGAAACUAAUGCAAGCUGAUUUGUUGCUGUUUUAACACACUUUCAUGUGGUUGUUUUCUGCAUGUCCUUUUCCAUAUAACUUUCCCUUUGAGAUAUUUGAAAAUCACUCAUCGCACUAUUGGCCUUACUUGUUUAAACCUGGGCUCCUAUAGAAAAUGAGAGAAAGUAAAACCCCCAAAUGUUCUAGCAGAGAUCAAGUGUCUCUGAUGAAUGUUCAACAUAAGUAUAUUUAAAACUAUUAUUUGGCUAAAAUGACACAAUAUCUGGGACAUUUUCUUAUGUUGCAGCCUUGAGUUAAAAUUCCUUUUCCCCCUCAGCUACACUCAAUACACGUGAGAAAAAACAGUAACUGUCACAUGCUACACACAGGUACAGUGUUCCCUUUGGAACCUUAAAAACACCAGAAAUGUUUUUGUAGCCUGCCCCACAUAUUUGCCUCAACACGAUCCUGUCUCUGAGCUCUGCAGGCAGUUACUUUGCACUCGUGGCUUGGUUAUAGACAGGCGUUUACUUCCAGCAAAGGUUUAGAACUAUAUGAGAUCAAGAAAAAUGGGAGGCGUGUGAUAUUUCAGUUUUUCUUAUUAAAACCUUUUCAAACAAAAAAUCCUAACACUGUAAUUAUAAGGUAUUGAGUGUAUAUUUGGGGGGGUGGGGAGGAGAAUUUAAACUUUUUUAGAUUAAGCCUGGGACUGCAGGGACACUUCAAAUGAGUUUUGCAUACUGAUUUGUGUAUUGUCCUUCAGCCAUUUAUUGCUAGGUUUUCUGACCAGGCAUGCACUCUGAUAUUCACAUUUCACAUCAGCUUGGUAAACCGACAAUGAUGAAACAUUUUCUGCUUUCUUUGUGUGUCCUGGGAGCAUUUCUGCAUGUCUUGGCUCAAUGCACUGCCCCGGGUUCAGAAUUUCAUCUGGAAGGAGAUUAUUUGUUAGGAGGACUUUUUGAUAUCCAUCAUGAUAGCACCCCUGUUGACCACGAGAGACCAGAAGCCAUCGACUGCUCCAGUAAACCCUUCAUUCUUUCCAGUUAUCGGAGGUUUCAGGUGAUGAGAUUCUCUGUAGAGGAAAUCAAUAACUUGACCAAUCUCCUGCCAAAUGUUUCUCUCGGCUAUGAGAUAUUUGACCACUGCUCAGAUACACACAGUUUCCCAAACACCUUCAGCCUCAUCUCAGUUGAUGGCUUGAUCCAACCUUGGAGUGAACCCCAAAAGAAUCUGUCCAAAGUGAUGGCAGUGGUUGGCACUUAUACAAGCCCUAUGGCAUUAACUGUAGCCCCCCUCUUGGUUAUGAAUCUCAUUCCUAUGGUCAGUUACGGAGCUGCUAGUUCUGUCUUUUCGAGGAAACAGAACUUUCCCUCUUUCCUCAGAACAGUGCAUCCAAAUAAGGAUGUUAUAGAAGUGAUUUUUAACAUUUUGCAGCACUUCAACUGGCGCUGGGUUGCUUUCCUUAAUAUUGAUGAUGACUAUGGCAUAGAUGGCCAGGAUUUAUUCAUAAAGAGGAUAAAGGACACUGAGAUCUGCCUGGCGUACACAAAAAGCCUCAAUCAAUAUACAGAGUACUCCCAAGUAUUCAAACAGAUAGAGGCACAUAAGAUAGGUAUCAUUAUUGUUUUUGCCCCUGAAUGGACAGCUGAAGCUCUCAUUGAGUCAGCAAUACAACUAAAUGUCACCAACAAAGUGUGGAUAGCAGGGGAUGCAUGGUCCUUAAACAAAAGGCUCCCCAAGAAGAAGGGAAUAAAAAAUGUUGGAACGAUACUUGGGGUUUCUGAGCCAGCGAUGACAAUACCUAAUUUCAAUGAAUUUGUUUAUUCUUCCAAAAGCCAGACUCACUGUGAAAAUACAGGACAGCAGGAGUUAUGUAAUCAGGUUUGCAACUGCAGCGGCCUGAGUGCAGAAGAUAUAAUUGCUGCGGACCCAUCUUUUAAUUUUCCUGUUUAUUCUGCUGUGUAUGCCAUCGCUCAUGCCUUACACAAUGCCUUGCAAUGCGGAUCUGGCAGAUGUGAUGGAACUAGAACAGUGUACCCAGAGAUGGUUCUGGCAGAACUGAAGACGUCAAACUUUACACUUUUAAACCAGAGUAUUCGGUUUGAUAAGAAUGGUGACCCCAACUAUGGAUCCUAUUCUAUAGUUUUCUGGAACCACAGUGGUGAUGCGGAGGAGAUUGGCUUUUAUCAUUUUUAUCGAUCGUUACCUGUUCAUUUCUUCAUCGACAACAACAAAAUUCAGUGGCACACAAAGGGAGAAGCGCCUACUGCACUGUGUUCUGAAGAAUGUCCUGUAGGACAUGCAAAAAAGCAAGAUGGAAUCCAUAAAUGCUGCUUCAACUGUGUAAUCUGUCCUAACGGAACUUAUGUCAACAAUACAGAGUUUCAUCUGGAAGGAGAUUAUUUGUUAGGAGGACUUUUUGAUAUCCAUCAUGAAAGCACGCCCGUUUAUCGUGACAGACCAGAAGCCAUUGACUGCUCCAGUCAAACCUUCAUUCUGUCAAGUUAUCGGAGGUUUCAAAUUAUGAGAUUCUCUGUAGAGGAAAUCAAUAACUCUACCAUCCUGCUGCCAAAUGUUUCUCUUGGCUAUGAGAUAUUUGACCACUGCUCAGAAACACACAAUUUCCCAGAUGUUUUAAAACUCAUCUCAGUCAAUAAUGUGAUCCAACCUUGGGGUGAACCGAACAAGAAUCUGUCUAAAGUGUCCAAAAUCAUGGCAGUGGUCGGACCUUUUUCAAGCACUGACACCCUGACUUUAGCCCCACUGUUCAUGACGGAUCUCAUUCCUAUGGUCAGUUAUGGAGCUGCUUCCUCCGCCUUUGCAGAGAAAUCAAAAUAUUCCUCAUUCCUACGAACAGUGCAUUCCAAUAAAGACGUCAUAGAAGCGAUUGUUAAAAUCAUACUGCACUUCAAAUGGCGCUGGGUUGCUUUUCUAAACAGUGAUGAUGCUUUUGGAAAAGAUGGCCUAGAUUUGUUCAUAAAAAGAAUCAAGGAUACUGAGAUCUGCCUAGCAUACAUGAAACAUCUUGGCACUACAGAUGACUCACUAAUGUUCAAAAACAUGGAGUCACUGAAGAUACAUGUUGUUAUUGUUUUUGCUCCAAAAAUAAUGGCUGAAGCACUCAUUGAGUCAGCAGUAAGACUAAAUGUCACGAACAAGGUGUGGAUAGCAGGGGACACCUGGUCUUUAAGUAACAGGUUCAACAAAGAAGAAGUCAUUAAAAAUAUUGGAACUGUACUUGGAGUAUCUCAGCCAGUUCUGGAAAUACCUGGUUUCAGUGAUUUUAUCUAUUCUUUCAAAAGCCAGACUCACUGUGAAAACACAGGACAGCAGGAGUUUUGUAAUCAGGUUUGCAACUGCAGCAGCCUGAGUGCAGAAGAAAUCCUUGCUGUGGACUCAUCUUACUCUUUUCCUGUUUAUUCUGCUGUAUAUGCCAUCGCUCAUGCCUUACACAAUGCCUUGGAAUGUGGAGUUGAUAAAUGUAAUGGAAAUAUUACAAUGUACCCAUAUAUGGUUCUAGCAGAGCUGAAGAAGUCAAACUUUACACUUUUAAACCAGAGUAUUCAGUUCAAUGAGAAUGGUGACCUCAACUACGGAUCCUAUUCUAUAGUUUUCUGGAACCACAGUGGUGAUGCAGAGGAGAUUGGCUUUUAUAAAUUGAACCCAUCAGUCAAUUUUUACAUCAAUAACACCAAAAUUCAGUGGUACACUAAUGGAGAAGUGCCGACUUCAUUGUGUUCCAAUGAAUGUCCUGUAGGAUAUGCUAAAAAGCAAGAUGGAAUUCACAAAUGCUGCUUCAAUUGUAAUAUCUGUCCAAAUGGAACUUAUAUCAACUCCACAGAAGAUCCCUCUAUGUGCAUCGCCUGCAAACAGACAGAAUGGUCCACAGAAGGAAGUACAUCUUGCAAUCUGCGGGUGGUGGAGUACAUCCCAUUCACAGACGGUGGCGCUAUAGUCAUCAUGGUUGGAGCUUUGGUCUUGGUCUGCCUCACACUAGCCAUGUCUGCUCUCUUUGCCAUCAACUACAACACACCUGUUGUCAGAUCUGCAGGGGGACCAAUGUGCUUCUUAAUUUUAGGCUGCCUCAGUUUAUGUAGUCUCAGUGUAUUCUUUUACUUUGGGAAGCCAACAAUUUCCUUUUGUAUCUUAAGGGUCUUACCAUUUUCCCUGUUCUACACUGUUUGUCUAGCAUGUUUUGUUGUGCGCUCUUUUCAAAUUGUUCACAUAUUCAGAAUAGCUGCCAAAUUCCAUAAGCUUCACAGUUGGUGGGUGAAAUAUCAUGUACAAUGGCUGGUCAUCAUUGUGGCAUUUGUCACUCAGAUACUCUUACUUCUUAUUGGCUAUUCUUAUGCCCCUCCCAAACCUUACAAUAGCACACGUUGGUACCCAGAUAGAAUCAUACUUGAUUGUGACAUUAAUCUCACGGCAUUUUCUGGUCCUGUGGUUUUACUUUUAUCUUUGUGCUGCCUUUGCUUUAUUUCCUCCUACAUGGGAAAAGACCUCCCAAAAAAUUACAAUGAGGCCAAAGCAAUAACCUUCUGCCUGCUCCUGCUGAUCCUCACCUGGAUCGUCUUUGCCACUGUGUAUGUGCUUUACCGUGGCAGGUACAUCCAGAUACUAAACACCCUGGCUGUACUCUUAAGUCUCUAUUGCUUUCUGUUGUUUUAUUUCCUCCCAAAAUGCUACAUCAUCAUUUUUCAACCCCACAAAAACACACAGGAGUACUUCCAAGGUCUCAUUCAUAAUUAUAGCAAAGCAACCAGCCAGUAG
Messenger RNA from Centropristis striata (black sea bass), 4861 nucleotides. Its product is annotated as taste receptor type 1 member 1-like. The transcript is spliced from 11 exons. Gene Ontology annotation, cellular component: membrane. The record is from RefSeq and is a predicted model, not a curated record. Gene Ontology annotation, molecular function: G protein-coupled receptor activity. The coding region runs from base 884 to 4861 and encodes 1325 amino acids. Gene Ontology annotation, biological process: G protein-coupled receptor signaling pathway. Lineage: Eukaryota; Metazoa; Chordata; Actinopteri; Perciformes; Serranidae.